Equus caballus (horse) is the source of this 8946-nucleotide messenger RNA. The record is from RefSeq and is a predicted model, not a curated record. Lineage: Eukaryota; Metazoa; Chordata; Mammalia; Perissodactyla; Equidae.
CUGGGGAACUUUGGAGAGAAGAAGGAAAAAUUUUUAAAAAUAAAAAAGAUAUUACAAUGAAAAAGGAGGAGGGGUGAUAAUUGUUGAAGCUGGAUUAAUAUUGAGAGUCCAUUGUACUGUUCUCUGCUUUGUGUAUGUAAGAAAUUUCCAUAGGGAAAAGUAUAAAGUGGAUGAGGGGGCUUGUUUUUAAGAGAGAUUAAAGAGGCAUAAGAUACUAAGACAGGAAUAGACACACACAAAUGCCCAUUUGAUUUUUUACAAAGGUGCAAAAGCAAUUGAGUAGAGGAGACAUAACCUUUUCAACAAAUGCUGCUGGACCAAUUGGAUAUCCAUAGGGAAAAAAAAUUUAGGAACUAAAACUAAGUGAACACAUAUCUUAGACAUAUCAAAAGCAUGUUCCAUAAAAGGAAAAAAAGAUAAAUUAAGCUUCAUCAAAAUUAAUUUGCUCUGCAAAAGACUCUUCUAAGAAGAUGAGAAUAUGUUACAGACUGGGAGGAAAUAUUUGCAAAUGAUAUAUCCAACACAGGAUUUCUAUGUAGACUAUACAAAGAAUUCUCAAAACUCAACAGUAAUGAAUAGAUCCAAUUGGAAAAUGGGCAAAAGACAUGAACAGACAUGUCACCGAAGUAUAGAUGGCAAGUAAAUGAAAAGAUGUUCAACAUUAUUAGCCAUUAGGGAAAAGCAAGUUAAAAAUCACUGCACACCUAUCAGAAUAGCUUAAAAAAUGUUAACACCAGAUGCUUUAAAAAUGCAGAGAAACAGUCUCAUAUGUUGCCAGGAAUCUUAAGCGGUAAGGCCACUCUGGGAAAUAGUUGGAUAGUUUCUUAGAAAACCAGCCAUGCACUUACCAUAUGACCCAGUACUGGCACUCUUUAGCAUUUAUUCCAGAGAAAUGAAAGCUUAUGUUCCCACAAAAACCUGUACAUGAGUGUUCACAGCAGUUUUAUUCGUAAUAGUCAAAAUCUGUAAGUAACCCAGAUAUCAUUCAACAGGUGGUUAAAACAAGUGUGGUAUAUCUACAUCAUGGAUUUAUAUUACUCUGCAGUAGUACUCUGCAGUAAAAUGGAAUGACCAAUUGAUACCUGCAUUGAGUCAAGUGAAUUUCAAGAGAAUUACGUUGAGUGAAAAAGUCCAAUAUCAAAAGGUCAUAUACUGUAUGAUUCCAUUUAUUUAAUAUUCUAAAAUGGCAAAACUAUAGAGAUUGAAAAACAGAUUAGUGGUUGCCUGAGGUUGGGGAUGGUGGGAGGGAGCGAGGGGAAAGGGAGUGGUAGGGCUAGAGAGGUCUUUGUGAUGUUGCAACAGUUGUGUUUCUUGAUUGCGGCGGUGGUUACACAGAUCCACACGUGAUGAAAUGACAUAGAAGUAUACACACACAUUGUACCAAUGUCCGUUUCCUGAUUUUUAUAUUAAACUGUAAUUAUGUAAGAUGUACCCAUUGGGGAAAAGUGAAAGGUAGCACCUUUGCAACUUCCUGUGAAUCUGUAAGUUCAAAAUAAAAAGUAAAAAAAGAAAGCUGAAGAGCCAUAACCAAAUGCAGUGUGUGAAACUGAUUUGGGAAAACAAAAUUAUGAAAUGUAUGUUUUAGGACAGUUGGGGAAACUUGACUAUGACUAGAUAUUAGAUUAUAUUAGGGAAUUAUUGUUAGUUUUCUGACCUGUAAUCAUUACAGGUCAUUAGUUUGGAGAAUUUUUAUUAUUAAAAGAUGCAUAUUAAGGUAUUUGUAAUGAAGUGUUUUGAUGUUCACAACUUUCAAAAACAUGUUUUUCAGUAUGUUUAGAGAGAGAAGGCAAACGUAGCAGUGUUAAUUGUUGAAUCUAGAUGGAGGAUACAGGUAUUCAUUGUACCAUUCUUUCAACUUUUCUGUACCGUUUGAUAUUUUCAAAAUAAAAGGUUUGGGGCAAAAUAAUCAGGUCUUUCCACAGAUUAAUGCUUUGUAGCUUCAGGCUCCGGGGUCCGCGCCUUGUUUAACUGCCCCUGCGCAGCCUGGGGAUGCCCCUCUCCCUGAGGCUCAGGGCCACAGCCCACCUAAACGCUGCUGCUCCCAUCCCUGGUCCGGAGCGACAUUGGACACCCAUCGAGAAGAAAGCACCUCCGAGAUUCCUAGAGAGGCCGGUCUGGCGACUUGGAGAGCCGGAAGCCCUGCCGAGGCACUUCCUGUCCGGUCAUUGUUCUCGCGCUGGUAGGCGCGGAGAAUCCGGCCUGCCGGCCUCCUGCUCUGGAGCCCGGGGUCCCCGGCCGGGGUUCUGUGCGGCGCACGACAGUACUCAUCCUAGUCCUGGGAAGAAACUCAAGAAGAAGAUUUUGAACCUUAAAGAUUAGAUGGGGCUUGACCUGUGUUGGGCAGCCCCCAGCUAUAGGAGUUUCCCUGCUGGGGAGAGAAGAUGACUGCAGAAUUGAGAGAGGCCAUGGCCCUGGCCCCUUGGGGCCUAGUGACAGUGAAAAAGGAGGAGGAAGAGGAGGAAAACUACCUAGGUCAGGCAUCCAGCCAACAAGUGCACUCUGAGAACAUCAAAGUCUGGGCCACUGGGGAGGGUCCUCAGACAGGCCUUGAUGUAUCAGAACAGGAGGGAAAGGGUCAGAACAUGUUCUGGGACAUGGCUGUAGUCCUGAAAGCAACGCAGGAGGCACCUGCUGCUUCAACCCUUGGCAGCUACUCAUUACCGGGGCCUCUGGCCAAGAGUGAGAUACUGGAGACUCAUGGGAGCAUAACCUCUCUAGGUGCUGAAACCAAGAAGCCACAGUUACUGGUUCCAAAAACUGAGAUAUGUGAUGAAGCAGAAAAACCCUUCAUAAUAUCAGGAAGAAUCCAGAAAGUCGACCUUCAAGGGCCGGAGUUAGGAGAAGCCUGUGAAAGAGGGAACGUGUUAAAGAGGCAGAGAAUCAAGAGGGAAAAGAAAGAUUUCAAACAAGUGCCAGUGAAGGACUGUCAUGUACCUGAAAGCUUCAAAGAAGAAGAAGACCAGAAAUUUCAGAAAUCUGGGGAAAAAUACAGCCUUAGUUCUGGCCCUGGUAGAAAUCAGAAAAGCCAGCCUGGGCAGAAACCUUUCACAUGUAGCGUGUGUGGGAAAGGCUUUAGUCAGAGUGCGAACCUGGUAGUGCACCAGCGCAUCCACACUGGGGAGAAACCCUUCGAAUGUCAUGAGUGUGGGAAGGCCUUCAUUCAGAGUGCAAACCUUGUUGUGCAUCAGCGAAUCCACACUGGACAGAAACCGUAUGUUUGUUCAAAGUGUGGGAAAGCCUUCACUCAGAGUUCAAAUCUGACUGUACAUCAAAAAAUACACUCCUUAGAAAAAACCUUUAAGUGCAGUGAAUGUGAGAAAGCCUUCAGUUAUAGCUCACAACUUGCUCGGCACCAGAAAGUCCACAUUACAGAAAAAUGCUAUGAAUGCAACGAGUGUGGGAAAACAUUUACUCGGAGCUCAAACCUCAUUGUCCACCAGAGGAUCCACACUGGUGAGAAGCCCUUUGCCUGUAAUGAUUGUGGCAAAGCCUUCACCCAGAGUGCAAAUCUUAUUGUGCAUCAGCGAAGCCAUACCGGUGAGAAGCCAUAUGAGUGUAAAGAGUGUGGAAAAGCAUUUAGUUGUUUUUCUCACCUUAUUGUGCACCAGAGAAUUCACACUGCAGAGAAACCUUAUGACUGCAGCGAGUGUGGAAAAGCCUUCAGUCAACUCUCUUGCCUUAUUGUGCACCAGAGGAUUCACAGUGGAGACCUUCCUUAUGUGUGUAAUGAGUGCGGGAAGGCCUUCACAUGCAGCUCCUACCUGCUUAUUCAUCAGAGAAUCCAUAAUGGGGAAAAACCGUACACGUGCAAUGAGUGUGGCAAGGCCUUCAGGCAGAGGUCGAGCCUCACCGUGCACCAGAGAACCCACACUGGGGAGAAGCCCUACGAAUGUGAAAAGUGUGGUGCAGCUUUCAUUUCUAACUCGCACCUCAUGCGGCACCACAGAACCCAUCUUAUUGAGGACCAGUUGGGUCCUGGCCCGGCCGCCCGCCUGCCCCUUCUCCGGCGUCCAGCAGGAGGAACAGAGCAGGAGAACCACAAUGAAGAAGACACCGCCCGGCUUCCUAGAGCUGCCGUGCGAGAGUCUGCAGCUGGGUUCUUCUGCCGCCCGGACCGGUUGACUGAGCAGCGCCUGGGCGCCGAGGGUUUGGGGUCUACGCUCCACGACCGACCGGACCGGCGGCAGCACCGCCGCCUCGCGCUCUGCUCCAGACCUUCCCAGAAAGUUUGCCUUGGACUUAUUAUGGGCUGUCCCCACUGCCCACCAGUGAAGGGAAUGGGAGAAGCCCUCCAAGGCUACCUGCUGCCUGGGACCCACCUGGUUCCUGUCCUGGGGGCCACUGCUGGGGAAGUGCUGCUGGAGCUGAAGCAAGGGGCCUCAGCCAGGCUGGAUAUUGAGGCCAAAGUUGAAAAGGAGGGUGUGAUUCUGGAGCAAACAAAUCUGAAAGGAGACGUCUCUGAAAGACUCCAGGGCAAGAUUCCAGAGGGCUAUGUUUUCGGGGAAGCCAGAGAAGCGGGGAGCAGGAGAGCUGAGCAUUCUGAACAGCCUGCAGACAAGAAGGCCUUCAGCCAGAGCUCAAGCCUCAUCGUGCACCAGGGUGUGCACACAGGUGAGAAGUCAUCCGUGAGCCCUGAAUGCAGCAAGACCUUCAGCCGAAGCUCUCACCUCCUGGUGCAUCGGUGGAGCCACACCAGCAAGAGGCCCUAUGAGUGCCAUGAGUGUGGCAAGGCCUUAACCGGCAGCUCCUACCUCCUGGGGCACCAGCACAUCCACACGGGCCCCAGUUCACCCCCAAUGACAAACCCUUCAAGAAGCCUACAAAACACUUUCCUCCUCAAAUCAAGUGCACAUGAAGCCCCAGCGCUGGGGGCCGCGGGGUCUCCUGCCCGUCCCUCCCGCCCACCGCAGACCCCGGCCCGCUGCGCCGACGGGAAGCCCGCUCGGCCCCGGCGCGGCGUCCUGGCCUCCUCCAGUCCAGUCUCGCUCGCUCGCCAGGCCUCCGGGGCGCCCCGGCCCGACAGGCCCAGAAAACACCACGUUGGCGACUCGCGGAGCCUCAAGCUGGACCCCUCACUCUCAGGAUUUACCGGAGAUGGGCUGGCCGGAAGUGGGGCUGGAGAGCCUCUGGGGACCCCAGGGGCCGACCGCUCUAGGAAUCUCGGAGGGCUUCUGAUCUCGACGCCUCCCUGCAUCGGUCGCCCAUAUUUGAAUGGAAGCAUCACGCUGGUCUAUGCCAAUUUAAAAUCUGCAGUGUUGUCAAUUGCCCCAAACGCCUGCUUGGAGGCCUCCAUCGAGAUGCUCCUCCUGCUUCCUAGAGAAGAGCCGAGGGAUGCGCGAGACAGGUGCGCGGAGCCGCUGGUGACGCACUACCGGUGGCGCCACUGCUCUUCCGGCCCCGGCGGGCAAGCCGUGCCCUGGCUUCCGUGCAUUUCAGGGACUGAAGUCGCCGCCCCGCGGGAAAUCCCCGGACCUCACGGUUGGGUGAACAAGACUACUUCAGAGCAGGAUGUCUCUGUAAUUGAUUCACCAGGGAUGGUAGCAAAGAGACUCCAAGAGGAUGAAUACCAGGAUUCUGCAUUCGAAGAAACAUAUGGAUGUGAGAGCAUGAAGGGAAACCCUCCCCGAGAGUUUCCUGGGCCAGGCCUUUUCCAGGAAGGAGGUUUUGGGGGAAUAACUUUCAUCCACAAAGAAGCACCUCCUGAGAUGUUUAGCCAAGAAUAUCAUUUUGAAAAAAGCUUGCUUUUGACCUCAAGCCUUGUUAAACAUCUCAGGGUUUCUACAGAAGAGAGCUUACAUCAGUGGGAGACAAGUAGCAUACACACCAAUGAGAUUUCAGACCAGGGUAAAUGUCCAGCCCUUUCCACACAGAAAAAGUCUUGGAAAUGUAACGAAUGUGGAAAAACUUUUACUCAGAGCUCAUCUCUUACCCAACAUCAGAGAACUCAUACUGGGGAGAGACCCUAUGCAUGUGAGGAAUGUGGGAAAGCCUUUAGUCGUAGUUCAUUCCUUGUUCAACAUCUAAGAAUUCACACUGGAGUGAAACCAUAUGGAUGUGAGCAAUGUGGGAAAACAUUUCGAUGUCGAUCGUUUCUCACUCAGCAUCAGAGAAUCCACACUGGAGAGAAACCUUAUAAAUGUAAUGAGUGUGGGAAUUCCUUCCGCAAUCAUUCACAUCUCACUGAACAUCAGAGGAUUCACACUGGAGAGAAACCUUAUAAAUGUAAUAGAUGUGGGAAGGCAUUCAAUCAGAACACACACCUCAUUCAUCAUCAGAGGAUUCACACUGGUGAGAAACCUUACUUAUGCAAUGAAUGUGGCUCUUCUUUUCGCAAACACUCAAAUCUUACACAGCAUCAGAGAAUCCACUCUGGGGAAAAACCCCAUAAAUGUGAUGAAUGUGGGAAAACUUUCCAAACAAAGGCAAACCUCUCUCAGCAUCAGAGAAUUCAUACUGGAGAGAAACCCUAUAAAUGUAAGGAAUGUGGCAAGGCUUUUUGUCAGAGCCCAUCCCUUAUUAAACACCAGCGAAUUCAUACUGGAGAGAAACCCUAUAAAUGUAAGGAAUGUGGCAAAGCUUUUACUCAGAGCACUCCCCUCACUAAGCAUCAGAGAAUUCAUACAGGGGAGAGACCCUACAAAUGCAGUGAAUGUGGCAAAGCCUUCAUUCAGAGCAUUUGCCUUAUUCGGCAUCAGAGAAGUCACACUGGAGAAAAACCCUAUAAAUGCACUGAAUGUGGGAAGGGCUUUAAUCAGAAUACCUGCCUCACUCAGCAUAUGAGAAUUCAUACUGGAGAGAAGCCCUAUAAAUGUAAAGAGUGUGGGAAAGCCUUUGCUCAUAGCUCAUCUCUCACUGAACAUCAUAGAACUCACACUGGUGAGAAGCUCUAUAAAUGUAGUGAGUGUGAGAAAACCUUCCGCAAGUAUGCACACCUUAGUGAACAUUACAGGAUUCACACUGGUGAGAAGCCUUAUGAAUGCAUUGAAUGUGGAAAGUUCUUCAGACAUAGUUCAGUCCUUUUCAGACAUCAGAAACUUCACACACAGGAGAAACCCUCAAAGUGUAGUGAAUGUGGAAAAUUCUUUACUCAGAGAUCAUCCCUUAUCCAGCAUCAGAGGAUUCACACAGGAGAAAAGCCCUAUGUGUGUAGCGAAUGUGGAACUUGUUUCCGUAAACAGUCAAAUCUUACUCAACAUCUGAGGAUUCAUACGGGAGAGAAACCUUAUAAAUGUAAUGAAUGUGAGAAAGCCUUUCAAACAAAAGCAGUCCUUGUUCAGCAUCUGAGAAUUCAUACUGGAGAAAAACCCUAUAAAUGCAAUGAAUGUGGCAAGGCCUUUUGUCAGAGUCCAUCCCUUACUAAACACCUGCGAAUUCAUACUGGAGAGAAACCCUAUAAAUGCACUGAAUGUGGCAAGGCCUUCAGUCAGAGCAUAUGCCUUACACGUCAUCAGAGAAGUCAUUCUGGAGAUAAACCUUAUAAGUGCAAAGAAUGUGGGAAAGCCUUCAAUCAGAGUGCAUGCCUCAUGCAGCAUCAGAGAAUCCAUUCGGGAGAGAAGCCCUACACGUGUACUGAAUGUGGAAAAGCCUUCACUCAGAACUCUUCGCUUGUUGAACAUGAGAGAACUCACACUGGAGAGAAACUUUAUAAGUGUAGUGAGUGUGAAAAAACUUUCCGCAAGCAAGCACACCUUAGUGAACAUUACAGAAUUCAUACUGGAGAAAAACCUUAUGAAUGUGUUGAAUGUGAGAAAUCCUUUAGGCACAGUUCAGCGCUUCUUCGGCAUCAGAGGCUUCAUGCUGGACAAUAAAACUUGGGACAUGACCAGUGUGUUAAGUUUAAGACUUAAUCUUAAUUUUCAGCUGGUAUGAAUGUUUUGUAUGUUGAACAAGAGGCACUGUAUCCUAAAAGCUAAGAAAAUAGACUCAGAACUAAAUAGCCUUGAGUUUGAUGCCUUGUCUAUCACUUAAUGGGUGUGUGACCUUAUCCUCUCUGAUCCUCGGUCCACCUCCCCCAGACAAUAAUGAGGAUACUUACUAGGGUUGUCUUGAGAAUAAAAUGAGUAUGUAAUAAAACCCGCCAUUAAUUGGUUUUGAGAUAUACAUGUUCUGAAAGUUUAUAAAUCUGGGUGUUGAAAAUAAGAAGAGUUCAGCAUUAGUUUUUUUUUUUUUUUUGGUUCUCCUAAUGUGUUUUUCCCUAAGAACAUUCUUGGAAUGUACAUUAUUGGAUUUAAUUUCACUUCAAGCUCUACCCUUCUUUUUGCCAUGAAGAGGGGAGACUUGCUGACACUAACUGAAUUAAAAACUCACAUUGCAGGACUUUUGUGUGUGUUUGGGGGCUGGUGGUGAGCAGAAGGCAUAUGAGAAUAGAGAGGGGUGGAAGAGAGAAGAGAAUAUAAGCACGUUGAGGAGGAUGUGGCUUGACUUGUCUUAAACACUAAACUAUUACGGGAAAGAGAGAGUAGGAGACAUUGAAUACUCAGGUGCCGCCAGCAGGUGGUGCACUGAGCAACAACUAGCUGCCUUUCAAAAGAAGGUGAGAACAGUGUCGGGGAUGUGUAUGGGUUGGGGGUACCUCACUUACAACAAAGAAUGGCAUCUUAAAGCUCUAAAGAAGCAAAGAAAUCAAAGGAUACUUUUGAUGGUGCUUUCUGCAAUGCUAAUAAGCUAUUUAAUGUAAACAAGCACAUCUAACACUAACAGUACCUUUGUAGGAAGGUUGGAGCUAUAUUCCACAUUCGAAAGUCAAAGAAAAAGAGAGAAAAUACUUGGACUUGCUCAAAGUCAAACAGGUAAUGUCAGAAUUGAAUAUCAAUCGAAAUUCUGUUUUUAUAGUACCAAACUCACAUACAGGUAAUUUUCCAUCAUUGAACCUUUCCAUUAAAGUGUGAGAUGCCAAAAUUGUGAAAACUAUUAAAAAAAAAUAAAGGUUUAUUUUUUUCAACUUAA